Molecule: messenger RNA, 2723 nt
Organism: Lingula anatina
Lineage: Eukaryota; Metazoa; Brachiopoda; Lingulata; Lingulida; Lingulidae
Product: dynein axonemal assembly factor 3
Biological process (GO): motile cilium assembly; axonemal dynein complex assembly
Source: RefSeq, a predicted model, not a curated record
AUCGAGAGAAUGUUUCAAGUGCGGCGCACUUAUGUUUAUAAAUGGCGACCUAGCAGAACACAUUUCGAAUAUUGAAAAGAAGCGAUUUCAAAUAUUUUUUUAUUCUUUAGUGGUAUUCACUCUUACUUUGUUUAAUGUUAAGAGAUCAAAGAUGACAGACGGAUUUGGUUCUAUUACAUGGUGGGGAUUUAGCCCUGUGCUAGAUUUGCAGGACAAAGAUUUAUGCUCUCAUCUACAAAAUGUACAACUUGGAGAUGGAGAGUUGCCUGAGCUCAACAUUUUGAUGGUCGGGGCUGGAGACUGUCGUCAUAUUCUUAAAACAUUGGCACAUACAUACAGAUGGCCAAGACAGAAAAUAAAUUUCUACAUUUUGGAGGCCAACAUGGAGUGUUAUGCAAGGCAUCUUUUGUUACUUACUAUUGCCUUGGAAUCCCAAAACAGAAUGGGACUGCAAGAGAAAACAGAACUAUUCAUGGAACUCUUUGGGAAUACACUCGUCAGACAACAGACCUGUGAAUAUUUGGAAUCCAUGUCAAAUGAAUUUAUCAAGAUGGUGACAGAUUUUGAUCAUUUAGAGAAAAAGAUGCCAAUUAUAGACAUGUCCAGUUUAAAGUUUAAGGAAAGAGAUUUCCUAGAAGGAAUAUUUAAAUUUUGGAGGAAUAAAGAUCACCAGAUAUUUGAUGUUUCAAAGUGUUGGGAUCUGAGACUCAGGCAGUAUCUUGGGACCAGAUAUGAUGCUAGGAAUGGUGUUUUUGAUUGGGAUUACAACAUGAAAUUGGUUGAAAGGGGAGCAAAAAUAAUUCACAAAAGUGAAUACAACAGAUGGAGGAAUACAGGAGUGGCAUUUGAAAUCAGAGAAGGAAACUAUGAAUUUCCAAACAAGACACUUGCGUCUGGACUUCUUCUCAAAACUCAAGAUGGUGACAAAGUAGCGAGGAGAGGGUACUGGGGAGAUGUGUUAGUUGGACCUUUCAUUGCGUUUGGGUUGGAAAGUGAAGAAAAGAGCUUUUUCAAGACAUACAAUGGCCUCCACACCAAGAUGGCUGGAGAUGUUACAGAAUUCAAUAUAACAUCCAUGCUUCAUGAAAUAUUGAAUAAGACAAAAUAUGAAUUACCACAGAUGGAGGACACCAAAGAAGAGGAGGAACAAAAGGGACCAAAGUUGCAAGAGAUCAGAGAGGAGGAUGAGUUGGAAGAAGAAGAAGAAGAGGACCAAAAUAACGUGAAACAGCCAGAGCCAGAACCACCAGCAGCAGAUGCUGAAACAGAGCAAACACCACUGGAAAAAGAAUUUGUCUCUGUCCCAGUCGAAAACUUCAAAGUCCACUUUUUACCCUUAAACUGUGCUCAAGACUUGUCAAAGAAAAGCAAAUACCAAAAGUUGUUCAACAUUGCCUAUUUCUCAAACAGCAUGGUGCACCAUUUAACACCAGAGCUGGCUGCUACUCUUGCUGACAAGGCAUCUGUGAUUUUAGAAUUAACACUGUACAUGCUGGAGCUCCGUCCAGAGAAUAUCAAGUUGUUUUCUGAAAAAGUGACCAAUAUGGCUAAAGCUGCUGGUUGUGAGGUCGCUGCUCCCUGUAAUCCAGAAAAAGACAAUUUUGCCAGGUUUACAUUUAGUCGGUGAUAAAAAAUAAUACUGCCUCUGCCACUUUAAAGUUCUGUAAAAGAAGCAUUUCUUAUAUGGAACGCAAGUCUUUCUGGAAUUAUUUUGAUAACAUUUUCAGAUGAUUUUUAACAAAAUAAACGUCCAGUUAAAUUGAAUAAGUAAUGUCAGUAAAAGAACACAGCUGUAACUAACUGUUUACCUUAAAAUCAACUGCGGUACAGUUAUACAUGUAUUAAUUGCCAGAAUUUCAGGACAUUUGCGGUUUUCCUUAUGAACGGAAUAACUUUUUUCUACAGGAGAUUUUUGAGGACAUCUUUAUGGUCAUUAUCAAUAACAUUGUUCACGGUUCCAAGGAAUUAUAUUUUACUUCUAAUUCUAGUGAUAAUGAUCACUUAUUUUGGAAUCUUAAGUGAAACGGCUCUGUAGUAAUUGGCAGAAUGACCUUGUUAUAGAUUCCGCAAACUACUACCCCGAGUGGGAGUCAUUCACAGGUCUACCAACACCCAACGACUUGUGGGCGCUCAGCCUGAUGAUGCUCUCAAGACAAAAAUAAAAUAAAAUAAAAUAUCAUUAGAAUAAUUAGUAGAAAUCUUUAUUGACGUGUUAAAAAUGAUAAUAAUGUGGGUUUAUCAACAUAACGAUGCAACUCCUCAACCAAGGUCCAACAGAGGACCAAUGUAGAUUAUGGACCAAUGUAGAAAAAACAUUCGUACAAAAGAUAUUACAUGAUAAUAAAGUUUAUUAUAUAAGUUUAAAACUUACAUCAAUUGUUACAAAAUAAGAUUAUGAUGUAAACUGCUUCAUUCGAGAUACUUCGUGAAAUGCAAAUAAAUGUCAUAUUUAAUCAUGUUUAAAAAAAGGAAAAAAUAUUUCACGUCUGCGUCCACAAUCUACAAGUACAUGAUUUGUGUAGCUGCUCUUUAGAAUACGCAUGGUGUCCAGAUAUUCACUGUUGUUGUGAAAUACGAAUUUUGUGCAGAUAUUCAUAUUGUUAGAAAGUACGCUUGUUGUUCAGAUAUUCACAGUUGUUGGAAAAUACGCAUGUUGUACAGAUAUUCACAUUAUUAGAAAAUACGCAUUUUUGUCCAGAUAUUCAUAUCAUUGGAAAAUACGA